UGAAUAGAAAAAUCUGCUCUUUUGGAUUUGUCCCUGCAGUUUGUCAACUUCACGAAAAUCAUGUCUGAGAACUCAGAACUAUCAAAGAAGGAAACAGCUUUUGCACUCGCUGCACUCAUGGAAAUUCCGUUUCAGUACAGAGCCACCCUAACCUUAAAUUUUGACAAGGAACACCUAGGUGGCCCACGAACACGGCCGCUUCCGCCUCCACAAAAGGUGAUCGAUCAUGACAAUGCGGUCAGAUCGAUCCCACGGAUGACAGACUUUAUGAAAGAAGAGGCAACAGCUUCAGCUGCUGUGGAACUGGUCUGCCCUAUUUGUCUUACAAAUCCGAAGGACAUGGCUUUUGGAUGCGGCCAUACGACCUGCAAGGAUUGUGGAGUAACGAUUUCAGCAUGCCCGUUGUGUCGGGAACCCAUAACAACGCGCCUGAGGCUCUACACUUGAAUGGAGAAUUGAUUUGGGGGCAUCUCAGUGAGAAUUUCCAGCCCAGAAUUUAUGAACUUGUUAUGUAGAAAAACAUCCACACACAAGAGCUGGGUUUGUAUCCCAACGAGAGCUAUCAUAUGCUUUUCAUGUACGCAAAGUUUAUUGUACUAGCCUGUAAAAAUUGUCUGUUAGGUGUCCCUCCUUUUACCGUUUUGAUCAAAAAUUUCAUUUUCUUUAUUGUAACAUUGUUUC
Molecule: messenger RNA, 681 nt
Organism: Morus notabilis
Lineage: Eukaryota; Viridiplantae; Streptophyta; Magnoliopsida; Rosales; Moraceae
Product: E3 ubiquitin-protein ligase RGLG3-like
Exons: 4
Coding region: 61-447 (128 amino acids)
Source: RefSeq, a predicted model, not a curated record